Ictalurus furcatus (blue catfish) is the source of this 3345-nucleotide messenger RNA. RefSeq names its product S1 RNA binding domain 1 (gene srbd1). The record is from RefSeq and is a predicted model, not a curated record. The transcript has 20 exons. Lineage: Eukaryota; Metazoa; Chordata; Actinopteri; Siluriformes; Ictaluridae. The coding region runs from base 183 to 3107 and encodes 974 amino acids. Gene Ontology annotation, biological process: translation; nucleobase-containing compound metabolic process. Gene Ontology annotation, molecular function: mRNA binding; structural constituent of ribosome.
UAGUAUGCGCGCAUUCUAGUGCAUAUGCUAACUAGCUAUAGUGGCUCAAGCGCUAAAUUUGAACUGUGUGGUAGCAUACUAUCUAGACCACUAGGCAGAGCUGGUUAGUUGGCCUUUUAUCAGUCAGUAUAUGUGUGCUGUCAUACUGGCCGUUGGAGAAAUUGCUUCAUUUCAGUACGAGGAUGCUGCGAGCUCGGAGAGCAGUAACGGCAAAAGUGUAUAAGGAACCGACUACAGAGGAUGACCCCAUAGACAGCCCAGUGAGUGAGGAGGAACCAGAGGAAUGGCUGCCAGAGGAGAAGACCAGAGGAAGAGGGAGGAGGAAGAAAGGAGAACCAACUGACAUGAAACCGGUCACUAAACGAGCAGCCAAACCCAGAGAGUCCAAACCUAAAGAGUCCAAACCUAAAGAGCCCAAACCAAAGGCUGAGAGAAAGCCUAGAGCACCAAGGGUCCUUAAAGUAAAGGAUGAUGUCGAUAAAGAGAAAGGAGAAGACAACAACAACAAUGCAGAUUUUCAUCAGGAUGAAUCACUGCCACAAGUGCGGGUUAAGGAAGAGAGGCAGUCUAUCAGCAUGGACACGGUGUUCAGUACUGCUGCUAUUGCACAUGAAGAGCCAUCGUCCAGUACACAGCUCCCUGUGGUGAAAAAGGAAGAGCCUGAGGAUGACUUUAACUUCAAUGAGCCAGUGCAGAAAAAGCGGAAGACCACAAGUGCGCCUCAGGGCAAACCAGUCAACAUAAAGUCUGCUAAUACUUUACGGGAUGAACUGCAGAUGAACUGGGACCCCGUUCAGGUUUUAGCUGAGAAGACUGGAGUGGAGCAGUGGGUCUGUGGUAAUAUCGCUCAGCUCCUGCGGGAGGAGAACACCAUCCCGUUCAUGGUGCGCUACAGGAAAGAGCUGAUCAACCACAUGGAUGCAGACUCAGUGAGAGAUGUGCAGCUUGCUUUGGAGGACCUCUGCUCAGUGGCAAAGAAGUCUCAGUCCAUCACCCAAACCCUGAAGAAGGAGGGAUGUUUGACCUUUGAACUUGAGAAAACUCUGAAGGACUGCAAAAGUGCUGAUGAACUGGACCAUGUGUAUGCACCAUAUAAGAAGGGCAGUAAGUUGUCAAAGGCGAGGCGAGCGAAGCAGCUAGGUCUAGAGGCUCCAGCUCUGGCUCUUCUGCAGUCACCCCAAACACUUGACCUGCGCUCAUGGAUCCAGCCCAACACUGAAGGUUUGUACACUCUCGAGGAGGUUGCCACAGGUGUUGAGCAAAUUCUAGCUGACAUGAUUGCUAAAGACGGCGAGACGCUGACCUACAUCCGAUCACUGUGUGAUAGGAGUGACGUGACAAUCCAGUCCACAGUGUCUAAAACGGCUCUUAAAGAGCAGCAGCAGGCAGAUCAGAAGAGCAAGCCUAAAGACAUUUCAAAAUUCAGCCUGUACAGUUCAUUCCGUUGUAGUGUGCAGCGAAUCCAGCACCACCAGACGCUGGCCAUUAACCGAGGGGAGAAUCUGAAGAUUCUGUCAGUGAAGGUUAACAUCCCCGACUGGGUGAAGGCUGACUUCUGUAGGUGGUGUGUCAACGUCAGGUGGAGGCCACAAGGGUUUGCGCGUCCAGAGUUGAUGAAAAUUUUAAAUAGUGCUGUAGAGGAUUCCUACAAGAGACUUCUAAUGCCCUUUCUCAGCAGAGGCUACAGGACUAAGAUGACCACCAGUGCGGAGAAGGAAUCCGUUGCUAUGUUUGUGCGUAAUCUCCGGCAGCGGCUGUUGGUGUGCCCUGUGCGUGGGCGUGUCCUCAUGGGUGUAGAUCCUGGAUUUCGCCAUGGCUGCAAACUGGCAAUCCUCUCACCCACCAGUCAGAUCCUGCACACAGACGUGGUGUACCUGCAUAGCUCAGGCAGGAAUAGAGAGGCUGACAAACUGCGCCACCUCAUGCUUAAAUAUAGCUGCCAGACUGUUGUCAUAGGAAAUGGCACAGCAUGCAGAGAGACGGAGUCUUUCUUUGCUGAUCUCAUCAAAAGUGGCUUUUUCAAACCUUUGGAUGUGUCCUACUGUAUCACUAAUGAAGCUGGAGCAUCCAUCUACAGUGUCAGUCCAGAGGCAGUAAAAGAAAUGCCAGACCUGGAUCCAAACCUGAGGAGUGCAGUGUCGAUUGGAAGACGAGUUCAGGAUCCUUUGGCUGAACUGGUCAAGAUUGACCCUAAACACAUCGGCAUUGGUACUUACCAGCACGACAUGUCGCAGACCUUGCUGAGGACGGCACUGGACGGUGUGGUGCAGGAGUGUGUGAGCUUCGUGGGAGUGGACAUCAACAUCUGCUCCGAGACGUUGAUGAGACAUGUUGCAGGUCUGAAUGCAGGCCGGGCACGAAGCAUAGUGGAGUGGAGGGAAAAGAACGGGCCUUUUUUCAACCGAGAGCAACUGAAGCUGGUCAAAGGCCUUGGCCCAAAGAGCUUCCAGCAAUCUGCCGGUUUCAUCCGCAUCAACCCAGAGACCACACACAGCUUUGGCUCAGGUGAAAACUCAAGCUCUACAACUGCCGAGAAGUCAACAGCUAAGAAGAGCAAAGGCAUCUGCAACAAACCUAAUCCUCUGGACCAAACGUGCAUCCAUCCUGAGUCAUACAGCCUUGCCAUGAGGUUCUUGUCUCAGAUUGGUGGUAGUUUGGAUCAACUGGGUAGCACAGAGCUCCAGCAGCAAGUUAAGAGCACAGUUAUGAGCAGUAGUCUGGAGUGUUUGGCCCAGACUCUCAACACCUGCCCUGAAACUUUGCAGCUCAUUGUGGAAGGCCUCACUCAACCACCUGGCUUUGACAUCCGUCAGGACUUUGAGCAAGCAGUGUUUAAGCGAAGUAUUGUGUCCAUGAAUGAUCUCCAUGAGGGCACGGUUCUAACAGGGCAUGUGGAAAACACUGCUUUAUUUGGGGCGUUCGUGGACAUAGGAGUGGGCCGGUCGGGCCUCAUCCCAAUGCGCUACAUCACUCAAGAUAAACUGCCUGCUGACAAGAGGCGAAGAAGUCUAGCUAUAGGACCAGGAGAGCGAGUUGAAGUUCGGGUUAUAAACGUGGAUCUUCAGAGGAACCGGAUCACCUUGGACCUAAUUAGGGUUCUCCGAUAGGAUGCCCAGAUCAAAGUAAACAUUUGACAUUCUACUUAUAAUAAGUAAUGGCAAAAUCUAAAAACUCUUUGUAAUUCACAUUCACCUAUAGGCCUGGUCCUACCCAAGUAAUUGCAUUGUGCUGAAAAGCUCAAGUUCAAAACUUGUUUUGAAGUUAUUUUUGAUUUUGUAGUUAACACUAAUGAAUAAUGGUUCAGUUAAAUGUCCUUGACAAUACAUAAUUAAAGAGUUUUCUGUA